Molecule: messenger RNA, 411 nt
Organism: Cinclus cinclus
Lineage: Eukaryota; Metazoa; Chordata; Aves; Passeriformes; Cinclidae
Product: histone H3
Exons: 1
Coding region: 1-411 (136 amino acids)
Cellular component (GO): nucleosome
Molecular function (GO): DNA binding; protein heterodimerization activity; structural constituent of chromatin
Source: RefSeq, a predicted model, not a curated record
AUGGCGCGGACAAAGCAAACGGCGCGGAAAUCCACGGGCGGGAAGGCGCCCCGCAAGCAGCUGGCCACCAAGGCUGCCCGCAAGAGCGCGCCGGCCACGGGCGGCGUCAAGAAGCCGCACCGCUACCGGCCCGGCACGGUGGCGCUGCGCGAGAUCCGCCGCUACCAGAAGUCCACGGAGCUGCUGAUCCGCAAGCUGCCCUUCCAGCGCCUGGUGCGCGAGAUCGCGCAGGACUUCAAGACCGACCUGCGCUUCCAGAGCUCGGCCGUCAUGGCGCUGCAGGAGGCCAGCGAGGCUUACCUGGUGGGGCUCUUCGAGGACACCAACCUGUGCGCUAUCCACGCCAAGCGAGUCACCAUCAUGCCCAAGGACAUCCAGCUGGCCCGCCGCAUCCGCGGCGAGCGCGCCUGA